AUGACUCGACCGUCAAGAUUACUCGAGACGGCAGCGCCACCACAACCGUCCGAGCAGAUGCUCGCGGCGGAAUCCGACAUGGUUGUGAUCUUGUCGGCUCUUCUCUGCGCUCUCAUAUGUGUAGCUGGCCUUGCCGCCGUCCUACGCUGUGCUUGGCUCCGACGGUUUACAACCGGAGGAGAUACGCCGUCGCCGAACAAAGGCUUGAAGAAGAAAGCUCUACAGUCUCUACCAAGAUCCACUUUCACCGCCGCUGAGUCAACAUCCGGCGCCGCCGCUGAUGAAGCCGGAGGAGAGUCAACUGAAUGCGCGAUUUGUCUCACUGACUUCGCCGACGGCGAAGAAAUCAGAGUCCUUCCUCUCUGUGGUCAUUCGUUCCACGUGGCGUGUAUUGACAAAUGGCUUGCUUCUAGGUCUUCGUGUCCUUCUUGUCGCCGGAUUCUUACGCCGGUGAGAUGUGACCGGUGCGGUCACGCUUCCACGGCGGGGAGUCAAAUGAAAGAUCAUCAACAUCACCAACAACACUCUUCUUCGCAGCUCACUUCCUCUAUUCCUACGUUUCUUCCUUAA
Molecule: messenger RNA, 570 nt
Organism: Microthlaspi erraticum
Lineage: Eukaryota; Viridiplantae; Streptophyta; Magnoliopsida; Brassicales; Brassicaceae
Source: the annotation of a GenBank genome assembly